This is a messenger RNA of Ustilaginoidea virens, 594 nucleotides long. RefSeq lists its product as uncharacterized. The record is from RefSeq and is a predicted model, not a curated record. The transcript is spliced from 2 exons. Gene Ontology annotation, cellular component: mitochondrion. Lineage: Eukaryota; Fungi; Ascomycota; Sordariomycetes; Hypocreales; Clavicipitaceae. Gene Ontology annotation, biological process: FMN biosynthetic process; riboflavin biosynthetic process. Bases 1 to 594 code for a protein of 197 amino acids. Gene Ontology annotation, molecular function: riboflavin kinase activity.
AUGGCUCCCGACGGCCGGCCCUCCAUCGUCGGCCCGCCGGAUGGCCCCGAACCCCCGUUCCCCUACGUGAUGCAAGGGAAAGUCAUUUCCGGCUUCGGCCGAGGCUCCAAAGAGCUGGGCAUUCCUACCGCCAAUCUGCCCGUCGACUCGGCCCUCACGCCGUGGAUCGCGUCCGUCCCCUCGGGCGUCUACUUCGGAUACGCGUCGCUGCUCCUCCCCCCCGAGCACCCGCAGAGGCAGGGCCUCUCUGGCGGACCCGCGUCGUCUGCGUCGUCGUCGUCGCCGCCGUUCGCCGUCUUCCCCAUGGUCAUGUCCAUCGGCUACAACCCCUUCUACAAGAACGCGGUGCGGAGCGCAGAGGUCCAUGUGCUGCAUUCGUUUGCGGCCGACUUUUACGGCGCCCAUAUGAGGCUGCUGAUACUGGGCUACAUUCGCCAGGAAAAGGACUACGAGAGCCUCGAGGCCCUGAUAGAGGACAUCCGUUUCGAUUGCGAGGUUGCCCGGAACAGUCUGGACAGGGGCGGCUGGACGCCCGAGGCCGUCAGGGUGGAGGGCUACGGUCACGGAGCCGACUGGUUGCUAAGGGAGGCGUAG